AUGACCGUCCAGCAGUACGGCAGCGGCGACACCUAUUCUGUAGAGGCAGCCGAUUCUCUUGGCCUGGGCUGUUUCCAAAAGAAUCAGACCUUCUGGGAGGUGGUCAGCGCAAAGAUGCCAGUCCUGCAGAACGCGGCAUUCCAGUCCAUCGUCGGCGUCGGGCCCCCCGAGACGCCCGCGGCGGACUCGUGGGACGCCGCGGAGGAAGCAUUCGGCAAUGUCACAGAGUACUACCGGAAUAGCUCCAAGCCGCCCGAGUCUCUGAUGAAGCGGGCGCAGGAGUCCAUCGCAGCAGCGGUUGAGAUCAGCAGAACCCCCACAAUGCUUGAUAACUUCGACAUUCGGACGUUUUCGAUGUGUCUCGGGAAGACGACCGGUUCUGAUGGCUACAUUACUUGGCAGGACACCACUCAUGAGGUCCACCCGCACCUUUUCACUCGGGUGCAGAUCCUCGGCAAGCACACGUGGAGCGUGGCACUUGCCAACGUGAGGCUGGAGGGCGGAAGCCAUCGCGGAGACACCAGCCUUGGCUGUUCUGGCGGCUGCAGUGCGCUGAUGGAUAGCGGGACCUCCCUCCUCGCCGUUCCCAGUUCCAUAAUGGACGUGUUCGAGAAAACAAUCCAGAACUUGCACACGGACUGCAGUAACCUGCACGAGCUCCCUGAUCUAGUGUUCGAGUUGGGCGGACAGAAGUUCUACCUUCCGUCGGACGCUUAUGUGGGCGAGGUAGCUGGCAGUGUGCCACAGUAUCUGCAGAGCUUCGUUCGCUUGCGCAAGCUGAAUGUUAGUCAUAACGGCUCCAGUGACGUGGCGAUGUGCCACAUAUUGCUCAUGGAGUCGUUCUCCGAAUCCGCGCACGGGCCCCUCUGGAUCUUGGGCAUGCCCUUCUUCCGACGCUACUACACGAGCUUUCACGUUGGACGUGACCAUGAGGAUCGUGCUCUUUACAUUGCCCACGCUGGACAUGAUUGUCAGCCGGUGCCAGAGGACCAGGCUGAGAGGGGUCCCGUGAGACGCCGCAUCGACCCGGCCAAGCUCCACGUGCCAAGCUCGGUGGUCAAGGCUUCCAGGCGCGGCUUCGUUAAUCUGUAA
Messenger RNA from Prorocentrum cordatum, 1092 nucleotides. Lineage: Eukaryota; Dinophyceae; Prorocentrales; Prorocentraceae. The record is from the annotation of a GenBank genome assembly.